This is a messenger RNA of Puntigrus tetrazona (Sumatra barb), 2400 nucleotides long. It is a transcript of the gene faah2b, whose product is annotated as fatty acid amide hydrolase 2b. Bases 35 to 1615 code for a protein of 526 amino acids. The transcript is spliced from 11 exons. Lineage: Eukaryota; Metazoa; Chordata; Actinopteri; Cypriniformes; Cyprinidae. The record is from RefSeq and is a predicted model, not a curated record.
UAUUUCUUACCGUGUAAUAUUUGCUUUUGCCACAAUGGCUUUGACAAUCGGAGAGCGUGUGGAGCGCUUCCUGCUGGUCCUCCUUCCCGGGCUGUUCCUGGCUCUCUUUAGGCUGGUCUCACCCGGCACAAAGCGACCAAAACAUCUCCCUCCAAUCAAAAACCCACUGCUUACUCUUUCUGCAGUGCAACUGGCCGAGAAGAUACGCAGAAGAGAGGUUACUAGUGUAGAGGUUGUGCAGGCCUACAUUGACAGGAUACAGGAGGUGAACCCACUGCUCAAUGCUUUGGUCAAAGACAGGUUUCCGUCCGCCAUUCAGGAGGCCGCUCGUGCGGAUAAAGUAAUAGAGGAGGAGAACAGAGGAGAGGAAGCCCUGAGGAACCGAUUUCCUCUGCUGGGAGUUCCUCUGUCUGUCAAAGAGUCUUUCGCACUACAGGGUAUGCCCAAUUCUGCUGGGUUGAUAUCUCGCAGGAAAGUACUUGCCAGUGCGGAUGCUCCUCCUGUGUCUCUAUUGAAGAGAGCUGGAGCAAUUCCUCUGGGAGUCACCAACACCAGUGAGCUUUGCAUGUGGAUGGAGUCCAGCAACCACCUCUAUGGGAUCACCAGUAACCCCUAUGACCUCGAGAGGAUAUGUGGAGGAAGCUCAGGUGGAGAAGGAAGCAUCAUCGGUGGUGGUGCAGCUGUGAUGGGCAUCGGCUCUGACAUUGGAGGAAGUAUCCGCAUGCCUUGUUUUUUCAAUGGGAUAUUCGGCCAUAAACCUUCAAAAGAUGUGGUGUCAAAUGACGGUCAGUUUCCUUCGUGCACGGGUCUCCAAAAUGACUACACAGGUUCCGGUCCAAUGUGUCGCUACGCUGAAGACCUGCUCCCUCUUCUGAAGAUUAUGGCUGGACCCACUGCAGACAAGCUCUCCCUCUCAGAAAAGGUGGAUCUGAAAAAGUUACGUUUCUUCACUGUAGUAGAUGAUGGUGGAUCUCCACUGACAUCUCCAGUAGAUAACCAGCUCGUUCAAGCUCAAAAAAGGGUGGCUGCACGCUUAGAGGCAGAUCUGGGAGUCACUGUUAAGAAAGUUAGUUUUCCUCAACUCAAAUACUCUUUCGAGAUCUGGAACACAUUCUUGGCUCUACCUGACAAAGAUGGCAAGCCUCCUGAGCCUUUUGUUGAGUUAAUGGCUGAUGGAGGCUCCGUGUGGCCUUUUUGGGAGCUGAUAAAGAGGAUUUUUGGAAGAUCUGAACACACUGUGGCCGCUAUUGGUUUGGCUCUGAUGGAGAGUUUUCACAGCUCUAAGCCAUCUCAGUUCAUCCUGAAACAAAAGGAAGAGCUGCAGAAAGAAAUGGAAGAUCUGCUGGGUACAGACGGAGUGCUGCUGUACCCCUCUCAUCCUCUUCUUGCACCCAAACACCACCAUCCCCUUUUCACACCAUACAACUUCAGUUACACAGGUAUCCUGAACAUUUUAGGCUUGCCAGUGACCCAGUGUCCACUGGGUUUGAGUAAGGAGCGAUUGCCUUUGGGCGUCCAGGUGGUGGCUGGGAAGCUUCAAGACCAUCUACCGUUGGCUGUGGCGCUCUACCUGGAGAAAGCUUUUGGAGGCUGGGUUGAUCCUGGAGUGGCUUAAGCACUGAAGACAGUGAAGAAAAUGCUGAAACUAUAGGCAAGACAUAGCAUAUAAAAAGACAACCUCUACUAACACUGCUUCAUCCAGUUAAUUUAAAGGGACAGUCACCCAAAAAAUCAGUCAUCAUGUACUCCUAUUGUUUCAAAACUUUAAGAUGUUCCCCUAUGAAUGCUUGUAACUGAACGGUUACAGAAGAAAGUAAGUCUUGGAUCAACACGAGGGUGUGUAAAAGAUGGCAGAAAUUGUAUUUGAAUGAACUAUCCCUUUGAAACAAAUAAUUGGCUAAAAAGCCAUGUCCAUAUUAAAACAUGACUUGCAAAACAGUGUAAUAAUAUAGCAGAUCUAUAACAGCAGAUUUAUUAAGAAAUGUGAACAAGAAAAAUGUCAUCUGGGCUUUAACUAGUUAUUUGCAUCCUACAUGAUUUCAGGCAAACAAAAGGACACGGCGUAACAGGUAUAAUGAAUGUAGUCUUUAAAAAGUAUUCUUGCAUUGAAAGUAAUCGUCAAUAUGAGAUAGGCAGAACACAUUUUCACUCAAAAAAAAAAAAAUACAUAGCUAUUAUUACUGCUAUUGUAUACUGAAUGUAACAAACAAUUCAAAUACCUUUGAGUUAAGGUGGAUAUUGACUUAAACCAUUUGUAAAAAAGUAUCAAAAUAAUCUUGAACGUCUAGCUGCCUAAAUAUUCAGAAACUCCUUUUCCACUUAAAAAAAAAAACGUAUGGUACCAAAGAUUAUGUGUUUCAGAAUUCAUACGCCACUCAUGUCAAUAAAAUCUGUUCUACA